This is a messenger RNA of Vicia faba (fava bean), 543 nucleotides long. Lineage: Eukaryota; Viridiplantae; Streptophyta; Magnoliopsida; Fabales; Fabaceae. The record is from the annotation of a GenBank genome assembly.
AUGUUUCAUGCUAUUUUUCUUGUCCUUUCCAGACUUUAUGAUUUGAUAGUUGAGUGCAGGCGGGUAUUAAAGUGGACAUAUGCAUAUGGAUUCUAUUUAGCGGAGCAUGAGCAUGCGAAAAAGCAGUUCUUUGAGUACUUGCAAGGUGAGGCUGAAUCAGGUUUAGAGAGACUUCAUCAAUGUGCCGAAAAGGAACUCCAAGUAUUCCUCAAUGGUGAUGGCCCAUCUAAAGAUUUCAAUGAUUUUCGCACAAAGCUAGCUGGAUUGACCAGUGUGACUAGAAACUACUUUGAGAAUUUGGUUAGGGCAUUAGAGAAUGGUUUAUGCGAUGUGGAUAGCAAUGGAGCUGCUUCCAGUAAAGCAACGGGUUCAAAAAAUGCUGCAGGGAGCAGCAAGGGAAGAGGCGGAAGAGGAAAGGGGACGGUUCGAGCUAGCAUGUCCAGCAGAAUUACUGAUGAUAAUCAUUGGUCUUGUGAGCAAUGUACCUAUGCGAAUGUCAGAUCUGCCACUGCAUGCCAGAUGUGCAACCAACCGCAUCGAUGA